Molecule: messenger RNA, 945 nt
Organism: Punctularia strigosozonata HHB-11173 SS5
Lineage: Eukaryota; Fungi; Basidiomycota; Agaricomycetes; Corticiales; Punctulariaceae
Product: Gpi1-domain-containing protein
Exons: 7
Biological process (GO): GPI anchor biosynthetic process
Cellular component (GO): membrane; endoplasmic reticulum
Source: RefSeq, a predicted model, not a curated record
UUCUUCAGGUUCUACAAUUCCGUAUGGCUUAUCCUGAACGACGUGAUCGUGGGUCUUGCGUUCGGAGUAUUUCUUCGUGAUAAUCAUCAAGCACUGGCGAAGAUGCUAGCGACCGUCUUCACUGACGUCUUGCUCAGCCCGUUCCCGCAAGCUUUGUUGUGGCUUGAUCAAUGGCCGGCCGGUUUGAAGCUCAAUGGUCCGCUCAGCCGAUUUUGUUGUAUGCUGUUCAUUCGGAUCAUCAAGUCGUGGUCUCGCCUGAUGAUCCAGGUCACACCAUUAAUGCCCGCAGCAACAUACCUAAUUGGAUCGGCCGGAUUCUGUGGCUUGACUAUGAUUUUAUCAUUGUUUUCAGACCUCUUGGACAUCUUGACUCUUCAUAUCUACAUUUGUUAUGCCCUUGCCACGACCAUAUUUCACGCUCAAGUACGGACAGCCGUAUCUCUCUGGAAUCUGUUCCGCGGGAAACGCUUCAAUGUCCUGCGGAAUCGUGUGGACUCCUGGGUUUACGAAGUCGAUCAGCUUCUGCUGGGAACGAUGCUAUUCACGCUGCUGGCAUUUUUAUUUCCUACGGUAUUGGCGUAUUAUGCGGUGUUCAUGGCGGCUCGCCUCUUGGUCAUAUUUCUUCACGCCAUCAAUGAUACUUUUCUGGCCGCAAUGAAUCAUUUCCCCCUCUUUGCCCUGAUGCUGAGGCUGAAAGACCCCUGGAGACUUCCUGGUAUGCGUGAACAUGUGAUUCCUACAAUGUUUAGAUCUAAAGACAUUCUUCUCAGCAAGCCCACGUCAUAUUCAACCAUAUUCCAUCAGUACGGCUAUCUCUGGUCUCAGCUUUCUGGCCAUUAUCACCCUCGGCGAAUUGCGCAGCAGUUGCUUACAGGAAGAUAUAUUCGUCCUAUUCCAACCCAUUCCAUACGAUACGGGGCAUUUACACCUGAGCGCGAUACGUAG